This is a messenger RNA of Carassius carassius (crucian carp), 1347 nucleotides long. Its product is annotated as GPI inositol-deacylase-like. The record is from RefSeq and is a predicted model, not a curated record. Gene Ontology annotation, cellular component: endoplasmic reticulum. Bases 115 to 1347 code for a protein of 410 amino acids. Gene Ontology annotation, biological process: GPI anchor metabolic process; endoplasmic reticulum to Golgi vesicle-mediated transport. Gene Ontology annotation, molecular function: phosphatidylinositol deacylase activity. The transcript is spliced from 11 exons. Lineage: Eukaryota; Metazoa; Chordata; Actinopteri; Cypriniformes; Cyprinidae.
CGUGACAGCUCCGUAGGAGGUUUUCACACAGGUUUAAACAGACUGUGUGAGUGUACAAUGAGGAAAGUGGAGACACGAUUGCAAUGAAGUUGUUGAAGCUUAUCUUAUAGAGACAUGAGAUACGCGUUUUACGGCUUUGCUCUUGGGCUUUUGCUCGUGGGUUUGCGGGAUUUAUUCUUUGGUUUGGGGGAGAUCCGAUGCAGCAUGACAUACAUGUUCGAGUACCCAGAAUACAGACGCGUGCAGCUCCCGAGUCGUGUCGCGCGCCUGUACCCAUCAUACGGGCUGUAUCUGUAUGGAGAGGGCGCAUAUGCUCAGGAGAGCAGGGGACUCAAGCUCACAGGAGCACCUGUGCUCUUCUUGCCUGGAAACGCGGGCAGUUACAAGCAAGCUCGUUCUCUGGGUUCAGUGGCAUUGAGGAAGGCUGAGAAUCUGGACAGACGAAUCCAUAUGAACUUGUUCACCAUUGACUUCAAUGAGGAGUUGGUGGCCUUGUAUGGGGGCAGUUUGCGCAGACGGACUCAAUUUCUACAUGAAAGCAUCAAAGCAAUCUUGCGGCUUUACAAGGCCCGUCCAGACCCUCCCACAGGUGUGGUAUUGGUGGGUCACUCCAUGGGUGGAGUGGUGGAAAGAGCUUUGUUCGCCCUGGCACGUUUCAACCCACACCUGGUCAGCCUCAUCAUCACCCAGGCCUCCCCCCGUCAGGCACCUGUCCUGUCUCUGGACCCUUAUAUAUUGGAGUUUUACUCUAGAGUCCGACAUCGCGGGGCCACAAGUGCCGAAGACCUUCGGAAUGUUCUCUCUGUGGGUGGUGGUCAUCUUGACUUCCAGGUGCGCUCUGGUUUGACAGCGCUGUCCUGCCCCAACGAUGACCUCAAUAAGAUGUCAGUAGUGGCAACUGCAGUUCCCCGAAGCUGGCUUUCCACAGAUCAUAUUUCCAUUGUUUGGUGCAAGGAGCUGGUUUUGGCCACAGUCCGGGUGUUGUUCGACCUAAUUGAACCUGAAACCGGGCAGUUCACAGAGAGUCCUCAGAAGCGGAUGUCAGUGCUGAACUAUCACUUCUUUAGACAUCCAGUGCUGAAACCUGGAGGAGCACAGGAUGACCGUGUCACUUUCCCAGCUCCUCCUGAGGCGUGGAAGGAGGUCAACACGCUCCGUCUCUUCUACAGUGCCCCCAAGGAAGCUCAGGUCAAGUACUUCCUGUUUGCUCUCUCCAGUCGAAGGAAAGCUUACAGUCAUUUCCACUGCCGCAGUAAUAAUAUGAUAUUGGAUUCAUCUGGAUCCGGACCCCUGCUGGCCUCACAUUGUACCUCUUCUCAUCAGCUCUGUGCUGCUCAUCAGCUGUAA